Messenger RNA from Aedes albopictus (Asian tiger mosquito), 2172 nucleotides. RefSeq names its product pickpocket protein 28-like. Gene Ontology annotation, cellular component: plasma membrane. Bases 142 to 1794 code for a protein of 550 amino acids. Gene Ontology annotation, molecular function: ligand-gated sodium channel activity. NCBI's taxonomy places the organism in Eukaryota, Metazoa, Arthropoda, Insecta, Diptera, Culicidae. The transcript has 3 exons. Gene Ontology annotation, biological process: sodium ion transmembrane transport. The record is from RefSeq and is a predicted model, not a curated record.
GUCCUCGGUAUAGCACUCAUGUUAGCAUGUAUCCCUGAACCACUCCUGUUGAAUAUUCAUCAUUUAAUCAAAGAGAAAGUGGGUGAUGCAUUCUGGUGCCUGGUGCAGUCUACCAGUUAGUCUGUCAGCCAUCGGUCAGUCAUGGCAGCAAGAUCCCUGCAUCGGCAGGAUUCGAAAUCUUCGGCAAAGAUUCUUUUGCAGGAGUACUGUUCAAACAGUUCCAUCCACGGAGUUCGGUACUUCAAUCGGGAGGGUCAAUCCUGGUGUGAAAGCGGUUGGUGGAUAGUAGUGUUCCUCCUAUCGGUGGGCAGCUGUGGGUAUCUGAUUAACAAAGUCUACCAAAAAUGGGACGAAACGCCUGUCAUAGUGAGUUUCCACGAAAAAACGACUCCAGUAUGGAAGAUUCCAUUCCCAGCAGUGACUAUUUGUCCACGUACGAAAUGGUCCAGCAGUUGGCUUAAUUUUUCCGAACAAUACGAUGUUAUCAUGUCGGAUGGGAUUGAUGCUACAAAUAGAACGGAUGAGAUAUUGGCGUUGAUGCAACUUUGUGACAGAACAUUUAUGACAUCGAGUAGAAAUCGAUUUAAGUCUUUUCCGAACAAAACAACCAACGAAUCUUACGUCGACUUGAUGAAAGCCAUGCCGGUUCCAUUUAACACAGAUCAUUUCUCCUGCCAUUUUGCGGGAGAACCAAUCGAUUUUGACUUCUUUUUCAGAAAAACACUCACCGAAGAAGGUUUAUGUUACACAUUCAAUGGACUCUCAUCUGAAGAUUUGCUUAAAGUCAAAACCGAUCCUGAUUUGUUUGCAAAGAAAAGAUCUCCACAUUGGACGCUCGACAGUGGUUACUCCAGUGAGGCAAACCUUUUGUCUUAUCCGUACCGUUCAAUUGGACCUGGAGCACUCGCUGGACUCUCUGUAAUGCUCGUAGCGCAAGAGAAAAAUUUGGAGUACGGAUGUAGUGGACCCGUACAAGGGUAUAAGGUUCUUCUUCAUUCCCCGGCCGAUUAUCCUCAAAUGACCAAUCGAUACAUCCACAUUCCUCUGGAUCAAGAGGUGAUGAUUGCCGUAAAGCCGCAGAUGAUCCAAAACUCUCGUAAAUUGGAAUAUUACCCACCGGAGAGAAGGCAAUGUUAUCUUAGUUGCGACAGAAGUCUACGAUUUUUUCGCGUCUAUACUCAAGAUAAUUGCAAUCUGGAGUGUUUGACCAAUUACACGAUGAUGCGCUGUGGAUGCGUUCGGUUCUCGAUGGUUCGUAGCGAGGACAUGCCCGUGUGUGAGACCAAUCAAAUCAGUUGCAUGCAGGAUGCCGAGACGGAAUUGUUGGAAAUGGGAGUGCUGGACGACGAGAACGAAACUAAUUUUCAUACCGAGUGCGAUUGCAUGCCAGGUUGUACUUCGGUGGACUAUGACGUUGAAAUUACUCAGAAUGAAUUUGAAAUAGUUGAGUGGGCUGUUGCUUACGGAGAAAAAAGAAAGGAUUUCGACGGAGUAUACGCAGCCCAUCUUAAAAUCUACUACAAAAACGCACAGCUAAUGAAACAGAAGCGCAGUGAGCUGUACGGCAUAACGGAUUUCCUGGCAAACUGUGGCGGUUUGUUAGGACUUUGCUUGGGAGUAAGUUUGCUGAGUUUGGUAGAGCUUUGCUACUAUUGCUCUGUGCGUCCGCUGAUGUUGUGGAAAAAAUGGAAACAGGAGCCGACGAAAGUGGAUAACAUUGGCCUUCCCGAAGUGUGUUUGCUUUCUACGUCCGAAAUCAUGAAGCAGAAUGUGAGAAACUCUGGAAUUUAUUGAUUGAAAUUCUAUUGAAAGCGUUUAUACGUCGUUCAUUAUUGAUGAAUCAUGUCCAAGUAGUUUAAUUAUCGUAGUAAAAUAUUUCGACUUACACAGGAACCUUGGAGCUUAGAACAGUUUUAGGAAAUUAACGUAGUUCUGCACAGAAGCAUCUUCUUGAACAAGAUUAAUUACUUUAGAGUAAUUAGAAUUAGCGUAAUUACAGAUUAAAAUAUAUAACAGAUAAACAAAUGCUUAAUCUUAGCACCUUUGAAUGAUCAUUUCAAGAUAAAAGGCGUCUCCUGUAUAGAUAAACAUAUCUUUAUCAAGAACUUCACAUUUUUAAUUAAUCUUUAAUGCAUGGAAUUAAUCUUUGAUCCAUGGAACUUAUAGCUUUUU